Messenger RNA from Seminavis robusta, 738 nucleotides. NCBI's taxonomy places the organism in Eukaryota, Bacillariophyta, Bacillariophyceae, Naviculales, Naviculaceae. The record is from the annotation of a GenBank genome assembly.
AUGAACGGUAACUGCUCUUCGUCUACAGCCAUCUUUGAUGUAAAGACUUCUUCUUGGAAAAGUCUAGCCCCCAUGCCAGAGUGUGUCUGUAAUGCUGGAAUCUGUAGACUUGGGUCCCAUGUCUACAUUAUUGGUGGUGAGAGAGGAUCAUAUAGAUACAACCAGGAAGUCCUCUGUUUUGACCUAGAAACAGAAAAAUGGAUGCCUUCUGGCAUUCCCGAUUUCCCUGGUCGUGCAUAUGGUGGUUAUGCUACUAUUGCCUCAAGCAAUCAUACUAUUUUGCUUGCUGGUGGUGUCAUGAUAACUCACUGGAAUUUUCGGCAUGGUCCAAGGAUUGGUCCCUGUCGUGAAGUUUUCUCGUUGGAUGUCACCUCUUGUAUUUGGACAAGAGUGGCAGAUUUACCCGAGAGUGACUUUGCUGCAAACAAAUGCACUGGUUUCUUGCAGCAGAGUGCCAACAAUGAUACAUCCUGUGUUGUUGUCUCUGGGAAGCAGACUGUACAGUUGCUUCCGUCAGGUCAAUGGGAUGCUCUGCCAAGUUUCAGAAAAGGUGCAGGGUGUGUGGCAUCCUUUGGAAAUACAAUUGUGUCAUUCCAGAGGUCCCUCAAAGAACUUGUGCUACUUGAAGAUGGAUUGCACCUUUCUCUUCCAGUACAAUGCAGUGAUUUCCUUCCAAACACACUGGAGAUUGUGGUAUAUUUGAGCAUCUUUGACAUGGUUGUGCCAGUCUACAAGUAA